Paraglomus brasilianum is the source of this 1255-nucleotide messenger RNA. Lineage: Eukaryota; Fungi; Glomeromycota; Glomeromycetes; Paraglomerales; Paraglomeraceae. The record is from the annotation of a GenBank genome assembly.
AUGUCAAAUUCAACCCCAACAAAGCCAAGGAAACGUUUUAUAGGCCGGGCAAAUGCUAAGAAAAUACGAGAACGGGAGAACUUACAAGAGAGUCAUGUGGGAAAUAUUGAAGAUAGUAUUACGCUAGUUCGCGAGACGCCACCGAGACGACACAGAGCUGUCAACCAAAUUCCUACUGAGAUACUCGAUGACCCCCUUCUAAAUAAAGCCAUUGAACAGCUUCCCUCGAAUUAUAAUUUCGAGCUUCAUAAGACAAUCUGGCAUGUCAAGCAAUCAAAUGCAAUCAAAGUUGCUCUUCAACUUCCCGAAGGUCUUCUUAUGUUUGCCUGUAUAAUUGCAGACAUUCUCGAGCAAUUCUGUGGAGUAGAGACAUUAAUCAUGGGUGAUGUCACGUAUGGUGCAUGCUGCAUCGAUGAUUUUACGGCGAAAGCUCUAGAAUGUGAUUUUAUGGUUCAUUACGGGCAUAGCUGUCUAAUACCUGUGGACGUAACCACAGUGAAGACUUUGUACGUCUUCGUAGAUAUUGGAAUAGAUACUCAACAUUUUAUUGAUACCAUCUGCAAGAAUUUUGAGGCAGGGAAAGAAUUGGCUAUUGUUGGUACCGUGCAAUUUGUCUCCUCAAUACACGCUGUUAAGAGAGUACUCGAGCAAGAUUAUAAACUUGUUGUCCCACAAUCUAAACCUCUUUCUCCUGGUGAAAUCCUUGGAUGUACUUCGCCGAAGUUGGACAAACUGGAUGCCUUAAUAUAUCUUGGUGAUGGGAGGUUUCACCUCGAAUCUAUUAUGAUAGCAAAUCCGGACGUUCCUGCCUUUCGGUACGACCCGUACUCAAAGAAGUUUACCCGUGAAUAUUAUGAUCAUGCUGAUAUGCAUUCCUUACGUAAGCAUGCUAUUGAAAUUGCCAAAAAAGCCAAAAAGUUUGGCCUAAUCCUGGGAACAUUGGGGAGACAAGGAAGCCCCAAAGUCAUGGAGCACCUUGAAGAGAGACUAAAUUCAAAAAAUAUACCAUAUGUUUGUGUGCUACUGUCUGAGAUAUUCCCCGAUAAGUUGACACAAUUCACAGAUAUAGAUGCAUGGAUUCAAAUUGCCUGCCCCAGACUUUCUAUUGAUUGGGGCUAUGCAUUCACCAAACCCUUGCUAAAUCCAUAUGAAGUAUCAGUUGCACUGGAGUCUGUAGAGUGGCAAAAAUCCUAUCCUAUGGACUUCUAUGCAAAUGACAGCUUAGGUCCUUGGACACCAAAUCAUGGGAAAAAAC